UCUCUCCCCCUCUAAGCAAAAAAAAUCUCUUAUCUUCUCACUUCUUUCUCCUCCUCUAUCAUAUUCCUUGUCUGUUAACAACAAUUUAAGUCUCUCUCUCUGUUCGAAAUCACUUUUUUUUAUUUUUUUAUUUUUUCCUUUGAUCGGUUCAACUUUAGGGCAAAUUCGACGCCGAUCAAUCUUUUCUUAACUUGAUCUGAUAAUUUCAUUUGAGUUUCUUCUAUCUCAGCUUCAAUUUCAAUCAAUAUCUUCCUCGCCGUAAAUCUGAGCUUAAUUUGCCGGAAUUUUCGAUUCUCGAGAAAAUUACUAGAAAAAAGUCGGAAAAUCUAUUGUUUUUUUUCUGUCUUUAGCUACGAUCGGUGAUUUUUCGGAGUUUGUUGGGGUUCAGAGGGCCUUUCAGGAGGUGAGAUGUGUUCUCUACAAGGACCAGCAGUUAUUUGCCCCACUGUGCGUGGAAAACAAAAUGGAUUUUAUACCCUUCCUGUCAAUUGGCCCUUGACGAAGGUUAGCAUUCUUAGAAGUGGAUUCUGGGGAUUCAAAGGGAUCAACAGUAAUAGGAUCAAUAAUGUGUGCCAUCAACUGCGAAUGCGGAAGUGCAAGACAGUGCAGUGCAGCUUCAGUUCAUCAUCUGAUGGUAAUGGUAGCAUGGCAGAGAAUUUUAAUGAAAGUGAUGAAGAUUAUGUGAAUUCCAGUGUUGUUGAAGCUGUUGAGGUGAAGAGUGGCCCAGAUGGUUUCAUGAUAAAAAUGAGGGAUGGUAGGCAUUUAAGAUGUGUCCAUAACAACCCUCAGGGUGCGCAUCUUCCAGAUUACACUCCGCAUCCCGCAAUUGUUCUAAAGAUGGAAGAUGGAACCGGUCUUCUCCUCCCAAUAAUUGUUUUGGAAAUGCCAAGCAUGUUGCUUAUGGCAGCCGUGCGCAAUGUUCAAAUAGCUAGGCCCACUAUGUAUCAAGUGGUGAAGGAGAUGAUUGACAAGAUGGGCUAUACGGUGAAAGUUGUUCGAGUCACCAAGAGAGUGCACGAGGCAUAUUUUGCUCAGUUGUACCUCACAAAGUUGGGAAAUGAAAAAGAGUGUGUCAGCUUUGAUCUUCGACCUUCAGAUGCCAUUAACAUUGCAGUAAGAUGCAAGGUGCCAAUACAAGUGAACAGGUACUUGGCAUAUAGCGAUGGGAUGCGAGUCAUUGAAUCUACAAAGUUCAUGCAGUCUUCUUCUUCAGAUGGCUUACUAUUCACGGAACUUGACCGCCCUAGUGGCCAGCCAUGCCUUUUGACAAAGGAAUUUGAUCUUGUGCACAAUAUGCUGAUUGCUGCUCUUGAGGAACGCUACAAAGAUGCAGCUCAGUGGAGGGACAAACUAACUCAAUUUCGGUCGCAGAGGAACUGGACAUAGCAGACAUAGCAGAUGUUCCUAGAGGAUAAAAUUUGUAUAUAGAGACAAUUGGACAAGGCCAUGAAGAUGAUGAUAUCUGCCUGGACUUACAGUAAUCAAAUGGUGUCUAUCAGCUUGUAUGUAUUUAGUCGUGAAUAUCUGUAUAGAUGUACAAACAUUGUUAAUGUGAUGUUGAACAUGUGAAACUUGCUCAUUUCUGCAUAUAUGUUCCGUGGAUUAUUCUCAUCCUAUUCGGUUCGGUUCAAGAGCAAUUUCUUUGUAUU
Messenger RNA from Cornus florida, 1649 nucleotides. RefSeq names its product bifunctional nuclease 2-like. NCBI's taxonomy places the organism in Eukaryota, Viridiplantae, Streptophyta, Magnoliopsida, Cornales, Cornaceae. Bases 409 to 1386 code for a protein of 325 amino acids. Gene Ontology annotation, molecular function: nuclease activity. The record is from RefSeq and is a predicted model, not a curated record. Gene Ontology annotation, cellular component: nucleus; VCB complex. Gene Ontology annotation, biological process: protein ubiquitination. The transcript is spliced from 11 exons.